This is a messenger RNA of Dichomitus squalens LYAD-421 SS1, 1653 nucleotides long. RefSeq names its product SET domain-containing protein. Gene Ontology annotation, cellular component: nucleus. Gene Ontology annotation, molecular function: protein-lysine N-methyltransferase activity; protein binding. Gene Ontology annotation, biological process: peptidyl-lysine monomethylation. Bases 1 to 1509 code for a protein of 502 amino acids. The record is from RefSeq and is a predicted model, not a curated record. The transcript is spliced from 9 exons. NCBI's taxonomy places the organism in Eukaryota, Fungi, Basidiomycota, Agaricomycetes, Polyporales, Polyporaceae.
AUGGUGAGACAGGAGAAGGAGAAAGGCACAAACCUCUUGAGAUGGUUCAGAGAACAACAUGGCACCCUCGAUACAUCCAGCAUGGGGAUUGUCAAUUUCCUGGGGCACGGACGCGGCGCGAUCGCCCUGAAGGACAUCCCAGAAGACUACACUAUCUUUAGCCUAUCACGAGAUUUGACUCUAUCAACGCGGACGUCAACACUACCUACGCUCAUGGACAAGGGCUGGAAGGAGCACGGCCUGCACGAAGGCUGGGUCGGGCUCAUACUCUGUAUGAUGUGGGAGGAAUCUAGGGGGCCGGAGUCGAAGUGGUCGGGAUACCUAGCUGCUCUGCCCGAAAAGUUCGAUACUCCCAUGUUUUGGCCGGAAGAUGAUCUCAAGGAGCUGCAGGGGACCGCAGUGGUAGACAAAAUUGGGAGGGCCGAUGCUGAGCGCGACUACCAUGAAAAGUUGAUUCCCGCGGUCAAGAGCAGACCGGACCUAUUCCCUGAAGACAAACUCGAGCGAUAUUUCUCCCUCGAGCGGUACCAUGUGAACGGCAGCCGUAUCCUUUCGCGUAGUUUCCAUGUUGAAAGGUGGAAAGGUGGGCACACUGAGGACCAAGGCGUGGAAGAUGACGAAGCAGACGGCAAUGGCAUGGACGUCGAUCCUCAGGAACCCCCUGUCGACACCGAGCAAGGCGGAGACGCCACCGAGCAAGUUGAAGAAGUGCAACUCGAGGGGGACGAGGAAUUAGGUGAUGAGGAUCAAGAAGACCCUGCGGACGUAGCUAUGGUCCCCAUGGCGGACAUGCUCAACGCUCGUUUUGAGUCGGAAAACGCCAAGCUCUUUUACGAAGAGCGCGAGCUAAAGAUGGUCACGACAAAACCAGUCGAGGCCGGAGAACAGAUUUGGAAUACGUACGGUGACCCUCCUAAUUCCGAUCUGCUCAGGAGGUAUGGGCACGUGGACGUCGUACCCCUCCGCCCACCUCUGUCCGGUAUGGGUAACCCGAGGGACAUAGUCGAAGUCCGCGCGGACCUGAUAGUGUCCGCCGUGUCCAAAAAGGUCGAGUAUAGCCUGCAGGAACGGGUAGAUUGGUGGUUGGAAGAAGCCGAGGACGACGUAUUCAUAUUGCGGACAGACUGCGAGCUGCCGGAAGAACUCGUCUCGUUCGAGCGACUCUUGUUUCUAUCUGAGGAUGAAUGGAUCAAGACAGCGAAGAAGAGCAAACUCCCGAAGCCCAAAGUGGACCCAGACGUGCUCACAGUGGCCAUCGACGUCUUGAGCGCCCGCUUGAAGGAGUAUCCUACUAGUAUUGAGGAGGACGAGAAGCUUCUUUCCGCAGACAAGGUGGAGUCGUUGUCCCUAAAUAAGAAGCAUGCCGUGAUCGUUCGACUGGGGGAAAAACGUAUCCUGCAGGGGACUCUCAAACAGCUCCGCGCACGAGUUGCAGCAUCAGCAGGGUCUACCAAGAAACGCGGCCGUGAUGAAGAAAAGGGCGGCAAGGGAAAGAAGGCCAGGAAGUGAUGUGGGCAUGACACCCUACGGCACCCGUGUGUAGAGUACAUGCAUUGCGGUAUGUAUCAGCGUGGCGAACUCACUCAGCAAUACGACAUCUUCGGCUCCCUUUUUGUAGAGUAUGAUGCCGUCAAACUAGAAAGUCACUUAAGG